Papaver somniferum (opium poppy) is the source of this 1213-nucleotide messenger RNA. RefSeq lists its product as uncharacterized. The coding region runs from base 265 to 624 and encodes 119 amino acids. The transcript is spliced from 4 exons. The record is from RefSeq and is a predicted model, not a curated record. NCBI's taxonomy places the organism in Eukaryota, Viridiplantae, Streptophyta, Magnoliopsida, Ranunculales, Papaveraceae.
UUUAUCAAAUUUCUUCAAUAUAUUACUUGUUUUCAGUCUUUUCAAUCAAGAUUUUCCUUUUCUUAUGGAUCCUAAUUUGGAAAAUGACGGAACGCACACAUCUGCGCCAAUCUUUUUCCAACAAUAAUUAUCGUUUAUGCAGCAGCUGGAUCAAAUGUUUGAAGAUUCAGACGACGAAAGAACGAUGACCAACGCCAUGAUACAGUUAUAUGUAGGGAAAAUACCGCGAGCUUCAGAACCAAGAGCAUUAUUGACAAGAUACACAUGGAGAUUUUGAGAGGAAUGACAUCAAUACAUGAUGCGUUUAACAACAGAUAUGUGUAUUCUGACGAAGAUUUUCAACGUCACUUCCUCAUGCCGCAACACUUGGUCAUUAGGAUUAUUGGAGAGGUUUAUCAGGUACAUUUACUAAAAAAAGAUAAAUUACUAUUGGUAAACCCUAAAUUUAUAGGGUUUGAAAACAAGAUUUGUAUCGUUUUCCUUGGGGUACAUUCAAGGAGGUAUUGCAUGUAUACUACAUUGCAACGAGUUUGCAGAGUUCCUUCCAAUAACUAUGAAACUGAAAUCCUAAGUGACGCGUUUUUUUUCUGGUGCGCAAACACAGGUAAUAUACAGUUUAUAUAGUAUAGGUGACAAUACAAUGGAGGAGUUUUAUAUAGUAUAGGUGAUAAUACAAUGGAGGAGUUUGUGCAAUGGAAUCAUCAUCAAUUGAGUUCCAUAAAGAUUUUAUCAUCUUUAGUUGACUGCCAUGUAGUUGCAAUAAUAAUCUCAUAAGCAACUCGAGGUAAUGAACUCUCAUGUUUACUUUGUUCAGUUACAUCUUUAGUUUGCAUUGUUUGUCAAUCAUAUUAUCAUCCACAAUCAUUAUACCGCCGGUUCGUUUCGAGUGCUAUUGACAAAAAGACACGAGAUAGAGUUAAUGAGAUCGCGGGUUUCCAUUAAGCUAUAUAGAUUAUUUAGUUAACUGAUCAUGUUUGGAUCAUGUGUCCUUGAAUUGUUUGAGUUUCUUUGAUUGUUGAUCAAUUUCGGAUCAUGGGCUCCGGAAAUAUUAAUUUUAUUUUUGUCGAUAUAUUGAUUUGCAAUGACGGAAAUAUAGCAUUCGUUCAAUAGUGAGGAAGCUUCAAAGACGAGGACAUAAACUGCCUACAACAGAAGAGGGAAUCAUAUUUGAAACUGAUUUACUGGGAUAUGUACACAAUCCUCUUUACUAAAG